Messenger RNA from Cuscuta europaea, 2287 nucleotides. Lineage: Eukaryota; Viridiplantae; Streptophyta; Magnoliopsida; Solanales; Convolvulaceae. The record is from the annotation of a GenBank genome assembly.
CCAGACUAAAAACAGACAAACCAAAUGAGACUAAAACAGAAUGAGCUCUUCACACUUCAAAUUCGUCUAUGGCGAUGAAGCUCCUCAGGGGAUGCGACACUUGUACGUAGCGAUCAACUCUCCUUAUGUAUUUUCUCUCCAUUCUCGCUGAUCCCUGCACAUCGCUGUGGUAUUUAUUUCCUCUGCCGGCGGCGAUUUGAGAGGAUGCUAUCGAUAACAUCCGAGGACCUGAACUACCUAAUUUUUCGCUACCUUCACGAAUCCGGUUUUACACAUACUGCUUUUGCCCUGGGCUAUGAGGCAGGUAUACAUAAAAGCACUAUUGAUGGAAAUUUGGUCCCUCCUGGUGCUCUUGUUAAAUUCGUUCAAAAAGGGAUUCAGUACCUUGAAUUGGAAGCUAAUUUGAGUAAUGAUGAUGCUGACAUGGAUGAAGAUUUUCAACUUCUACAACCUUUGGACCUGAUAACCAAGGAUGUGAAUGAACUUCAAAAGAUCAUUAAAGAGAAAAAGGAAAAUCUUUACAAGGGUAAAUCCCGAGGAAAGGAAAAAGGUCAUAGUGAAAGUGAGCAUCAUGAGCGAGAACAUGUGAGAGAAAGGGAGAAGGAAAAGAAGCAAAGAGAUAAAGAUCGAGAACGCGAUAGAGAGAAGAUAGAGAAGGAUAGGGACAAAGAAAAAGGAAAAGACAAAGAGAAACCUCAUGAGGAUCUUAUGGAAGUGAAACAGUGUAGUGAUAAAAGUACUAUCCGGCAUGAAAUUAAUGAAAGUGCCAGAGAGCCUGAACCCAUGGAGAUUUGCACAAGCAUGACAGCCUUAUCAUGUGAAAUACCAAGUUCUGAUAUCAUUGUAUUAGAAGGGCAUACAUCUGAGGUUUUUGCAUGUUCGUGGAGUCCAUCAGGUUCACUUCUUGCAUCUGGGUCUGGAGAUUCGACAGCACGAAUUUGGACAAUUGGAGAUGGACCUUGCAGUUCUAGAAUACCGGGUGAACCAAUAAAUGUCGCUUUACUGAAGCAUUUCAAAGGCCGUAUAAAUGAGAAAAGCAAGGAUGUUACAACACUUGAUUGGAAUGGUGAUGGUACAUUACUGGCUACAGGUUCUUAUGAUGGUCAGGCAAGAAUUUGGAACAGAGAUGGCGAAUUGAUGAGUACAUUGACCAAGCACAAAGGGCCAAUCUUCUCCUUGAAAUGGAACAAAAAGGGUGAUUAUCUUCUAAGUGGUAGUGUGGAUAAAACUGCCAUUGUGUGGGACAUGAAGGCUGGGGAAUGGAAGCAACAAUUUGAAUUUCACUCAGCACCUGCACUUGAUGUUGAUUGGCGAAACAAUACCUCAUUUGCGACUUGCUCCACUGACACCAUGAUAUAUUUCUGCAAAAUUGGGGAUAACAAACCGGUUAAAACUUUCUCAGGGCAUCAGGGUGAAGUUAACGCUAUCAAGUGGGACCCAUCUGGUUCCUUGCUGGCUUCGUGUUCAGAUGAUUCCACAGCCAAGAUAUGGAGCUUAAAGCAGGACGCCUGUGUGCAGGAUUUAAGGGAACAUACCAAGGAGAUAUACACAAUUAGAUGGAGUCCAUCAGGUCCAGGUACAAACAAUCCUAACCAGCAGUUGAUGCUAGCAAGUGCCUCUUUUGACUCAUCCAUAAAGCUAUGGGAUGUUGAAUUAGGGCGUGUUAUCCACAGCUUGAAUGGCCACAGGGAGCCUGUUUAUUCGGUGGCAUUUAGCCCAAGCGGUGAGUACUUGGCCAGUGGGUCCCUAGACAAAUCCCUGAUUAUAUGGUCGGUGAAGGAAGCUAAGAUUGUGAAGACCUACACUGGAAAUGGGGGUAUUUUUGAAGUUUGUUGGGACAAAGAGGGAAAGAGGGUUGCUGCAUGCUUCUCAAACAAUCUGGUUUGUGUCUUGGACUUCCGCAUGUUGUAGGAUAUGUACCCUGUUCAUACAUGGGGAAUGCGAUUCCUAUUUGGGUGACCGUUCGACAAAACAUGGUUGCAUAUAGAAUUGUAACAGUUUCAUCAACACUCUUUUACCAUUUGGCUUUUAGAAUUACAAUUGUAAUGUGGGUUGGAAUCAUUAAUAGUGGUAGUUCCAGUUCUAGUCUUCUAGACCGACUGUUCUUCUAGACCGGGUUUGUUAUUGAUCUGGAUUUGGUCCGGUUAUAGAUCCGGUUUUGAAUGAGAAAAUAAUCAAAUAUUCGUGGGGGUGGGAGCCAAAUUAAAAACCGAUUGGUUAGGUUCUAAUUUGGAGGAAUUGGAAUAAGAUCAACAUAAAGUUUGGUGUCUGUUGGUUUCGUCUUGAG